GAGGCAGAUGUUGAAACGAUAAGGCACAAGUUGGAUAAGGAUAAAGAUAUUGAGAUCCUUAACUGGCUGACGCCAGUUGACUAUGGCCCUCAGCAGAGCGACUACCUUAGGAAGCGAUAACCCGGAACUGGCCAAUGGCUUCUGGACUCGGAUGAGUACCAAGCUUGGCUAAAGACAAGCAAGCAGACGUUGUUCUGCCCAGGCAUUCCUGGGGCAGGGAAGACAAUUCUCACAUCGAUCGUGGUGGACGACCUCAUUACAAGAUUUCAGAACAACCCAACCAUAAACAUUGCAUAUAUCUACUAUAACUUCCGGCAAAAAGAUAAUCAAAAGAUCGACGACUUGCUAGCGAGUCUACUAAAACAACUAGCUCAGAGCCAGUCUUCUUUGCCAAGGAGUAUAAAAGACCUCUAUGAUCGACACAUAAAGAAACAGACACGGCCGUCAUUGGGCGAAGUCUCAAGAGCUCUUUAUUCUGUGGCUGUAAUGUAUUCGAGAGUCUUUAUUAUUAUUGACGCACUUGAUGAAUGUCAAGUAUCCGAGGGCUCCCGAACGAGAUUUCUAUCAGAUAUCUUUAAUCUCCAGGCAAAGUACGGAGCAAAUAUCUUUGCGACUUCAAGGUCCAUUCCUGAGAUUAUUGAUAAGUUCAAAGGGAGCACAUUAUUAGAGAUUCGUGCAAGAAGUGAAGAUGUGCAGAGAUAUUUGGAAGGUCAUAUGGAGCAACUCCAAGGUUUUGUCCAGGAUAACCAGGAGUUGCAAAGAGAGAUUAAGAAUGAAAUAUCAUACGCCGUCGGUGGGAUGUUUCUCUUGGCACAGAUCUAUCUCGCUUCACUUACUGAUAAGUAUACACUAAAGGCAAUCAGAAAUACACUGAAACUGUUCAAGAAGCAAGGCCAAGGGUCAAGUGAAAAUAAGCAACUCGAAGCACUAGCUCAAGCAUACGAGGAGGCAAUGAAGAGAAUCAAUGAGCAGAAACCAGGAUCUCAACAGCUUGCACAGAAUGUUCUGUCAUGGAUCACUUGCGCAAAAAGACCGCUGAGUACGUCGGAAUUACAGCAUGCGCUGGCAGUGGAAGUUGGCAACUGCGGACUUGACGAAGAGAACUUCACACGAGUUGAAGAUAUGGUCUCUGUAUGUGCCGGAUUGGUUACAGUCGACGAAGAAAGCGGCAUCAUCCGUAUCUUCGAGAGUGGGUUUUGUCGAACAAACGACGAGUUUGAAGAGCGGCUGCAGCGGAAUCCACUUUAUGACUAUGCGGCGCGAAAUUGGGGACAUCAUGCUCACGCAGCUUCAGCAGAGGUCGACCAGUUGGUCGUAAAUCUUCUUAAGAGUGAAGCAAAGGUCUCUGGCUGCAGCCAGGCGAUGAUAGCUUGGGGAAUCUAUUUUGGCAAUAGUCAAACGGUGCCGAAGCAAGUGACAGGGGUACACCUUGCAGCAUACUUCGGACUAGAAGAAGUGAUAGUAGUCUUACUCGAAGGUGGAUAUGACCUAGACUCCAAAGACAGCUAUUAUCGGACGCCGCUGUCAUUGGCUGCAGAGAAUGGGCACGAGGCAGUGGUGAAGCUGCUGCUGGAGGAAGGCGCUGAGCUGGAGACCAAGGAUAGAAGGUAUGGUCGGACGCCGCUGUCAUGGGCUGCAGAGGAUGGGCACGAGGCAGUGGUGAAGCUGCUGCUGGAGGAAGGCGCUGAGCUGGAGACCAAAUCUUGGUAUAGUAGUUGGACGCCGUCAUGGGUACCAAGGCGCAAGGUGGUGGUGAAGCUGCUGCUGGAGAAAGGAUAGGAGGUAUAGUCAGACGCCGCUAUCGUGGGCUGCGGAGAAUGGGCACGAGUCGGUAGUGAGGCUGCUGCUGGAGAAAGGCGCUAAGCUGGACACUAAGGAUAGGAGGUAUGGUCGGACGCCGCUAUCGUGGGCUGCAGAGAAUGGUCACGAGGCGGUGGUGAAGCUGCUGCUGGAGAAAGGUGCUGAGAUGCCCCAAUAAUUCAUAAUUACGAAAUCUUGCUCCUGUGGCUUUCUUUGCCGGAGCUUUCGAUAUAGAAGCCUUUGCUGUAGAAUGUUCUAACGUCUGUCCCUGCGUCCCGAGACGCACCGUAUCACGAGACAAAUUUAUAGUUUUGGAAUCACAAAUUUUUUC
Hyaloscypha bicolor E is the source of this 2131-nucleotide messenger RNA. RefSeq lists its product as uncharacterized. Gene Ontology annotation, molecular function: protein binding. NCBI's taxonomy places the organism in Eukaryota, Fungi, Ascomycota, Leotiomycetes, Helotiales, Hyaloscyphaceae. The coding region runs from base 487 to 1779 and encodes 430 amino acids. The transcript is spliced from 4 exons. The record is from RefSeq and is a predicted model, not a curated record.